Messenger RNA from Neogale vison (American mink), 2022 nucleotides. It is a transcript of the gene GP1BA, whose product is annotated as glycoprotein Ib platelet subunit alpha. The record is from RefSeq and is a predicted model, not a curated record. Lineage: Eukaryota; Metazoa; Chordata; Mammalia; Carnivora; Mustelidae. The transcript has a single exon. Bases 1 to 2022 code for a protein of 673 amino acids. Gene Ontology annotation, molecular function: protein binding.
AUGCCUCUCCUCUUGCUGCUGCUCCUGCUGCCAGGCCUGUCGUACCCCCAGGAGGUCUGUGAAGUCUCCCAGGUGUCCAUCCUGAUGGAAGUGAACUGUGACAACCGGGGCCUGAAGGUGCUGCCCUCGGAUCUGCCAGGAGACACAGCCAUCCUCCACCUGAGCGCGAACCCCCUGGGCGCCUUCUCCACAGCGUCCGUGCAGUCUCUGACCCGGCUGGCGCGGCUGUACCUGCGUCAGAGCCAGCUAACCCGCCUGCAGCUGGAGGGAACGCUGCCUCGGCUGGAGAAGCUGGUCAUGUCCCACAAUAAGCUGAAGAGCCUGCCCUUGCUGGGACAGGCACUGCCGGCCCUCACCGUCCUGGACGUCUCCUUCAACGAGCUGACAUCGCUGUCUCCCAGCGUUCUGAGCGGCCUGGGCGGGCUCCAUGAGCUCUACCUGCGUGGCAACAAGCUCAAGACUGUGCCCCCAGGGCUCCUGCGGCCCGUGCCCCAGCUGGAGAAGCUCAGCCUGGCCGACAACAAGCUGAAUGAGCUGCCCCUAGGGCUCCUGGAUGGGUUGGGGAACCUGGACACCCUCUACCUCCAAGGGAACUGGCUGCGCUCCAUACCCAAGGGCUUCUUUGGGAACGUCUCCCUGAUUUUCACUUUUCUCCACAACAACCCCUGGUCCUGCGACUGUGAGAUCCUCUAUUUUGCUCGCUGGCUGGAUAGAAACUCCGACAAGGUCUACUUGUUCAAGGAGGGUGUAGGCGACAAGGCCAUGACUCCCAACGUGGAGAGCGUGCGAUGCGUCAACCUGGCCAACACACCCGUCUACACCUACCCAGGAAAGGGCUGCCCCAGUCUUGGGGAUGAGGAUGACCUAAGCUACGAUGACUAUGAGAACGAGGAAGAGGUGGAAAAGGUCUCUGCCAUGCGGGCUGUGGUCAAGUUCUCCACCAACACCAGAGCCCACACAACCCAGUGGGCCCCAACGCACUCAGCAUCUGAGGCUUCCCCACACCGCCACGUGCCCCAUCUGCCUUCCACCCUCGCGUCUGUGAAGAACCAGAGCCUGUUCCCAACCGCGCCCCGCCCCCCACCACCCACCACCCUAAAGCUCACCAUGUCCCACCCCACACCCUCCACCACACCCCCCACCACCCUGAAGCCCACCAUGCCCCGGCCCAUGACCUCAACCACCUCAGGGUUCAUCACUUCUAACAUGCCCCCGACCGCCCCAGAGCCUACGACGACCUCCACCAUGGCCCCCACCACCCCACAGCCCCCCAUCACAAUUCCGACCACCCCAGGGCUCAACACAACUUCUACCACACCCCUGACCACCCCAGAGCCUACAACGACCUCCACCAUGGCCCCCACCACCCCUCAGCCCCCCAUCACAAUUCCGACCACCCCAGGGCUCAGCACUUCUACCACGCCCCCAACCACCCCAGAGCCUACUACGACCUCCACCACGCCCCCGACCACCCCAGAGCCCACAACGACUCUAUUUCUCUCUGAACUGACCACAUUCUUUGAGAUCCCAAAAUUAACCUCACUCCCUACCAUUUUGGGAUACCCGAUAAGCCCCUCAUCUGUCCACCUCCCAGGGGCCCACGAGGUGGUUCGAGGGAAUCUGGAGAGCUCCAGAAACGACCCUUUGUUCAACCCUGACUUUUGCUGUCUCCUCCCCCUGGCCUUCUAUGUUCUGGGUCUCCUCUGGCUUCUGUUUGCCUCUGUGGUCCUGAUCGCGCUGCUGGCCUGGGCCCGGGACGCGGAGUCACGGGCCCUGGCCACGGCCACACACACAACACAUCUGGAGCUUCAGAGGGGAAAGCAAGUGACUGUGCCCUGGGCCUGGCUGCUUUUCUUUCAAGGGUCCCUCCCUACUUUCCGCUCCAGCCUCUUCCUGUGGGUACGGGCUAACGGCCACAUAGGGCCUCUGCGGGCAGGACGGCGGCCCUCGGCCCUGAGUCUGGGUCGGGGUCAGGACCUGCUGGGCACAGUGGGCACUAGGUACGCAGGCCACAGCCUCUGA